Linum trigynum is the source of this 4743-nucleotide messenger RNA. The record is from the annotation of a GenBank genome assembly. NCBI's taxonomy places the organism in Eukaryota, Viridiplantae, Streptophyta, Magnoliopsida, Malpighiales, Linaceae.
ACGUAUACUUUUAUCUUGUGAGGUUUUAGGCUGCUCUCUUACUUCUCCAGUAAUUCAAGUGGUACUCUAGGAGAACAAGUACUGGCUGGUCUUUAUAUAAAGGACCGCCACAUUGAAAUAAAUUGCAAGCUCCCAUUCGCCUACUCAUCCCGAUAACCACAACUCCCUUUCUUUCAUCUAAAUCAAAGUUGACGACAACACUUCCUUUACCCUCUCCCGACGCUGCCAGCCAGUGUCUCAUUCACAUCGCUUCUCUUGCCUACUCCGACACCUACUAGUUCUCACGGUUGCAUUCUUCUCCUAAUUACGCGUCAACAAGAGCUCGUAUGGUAACUCAUACGAUUGCCGGAAGGCUUGGUUUUGGUCUCCUGUUUAUUGGAACCUUUGGCAGGCUGCUAGCCGCCUAAAUGAGAUUCUUAUCUCUUUCUGUGAUCAUUUAACAGCAAAGAUCAUGUACUAUAUUAUACUUUGAGCGCUUCUACACUAAGAAUUUUGUCCCUUUGGAGCCUUUUAAUUGCUUCUUGAUAGACAUAUAGAAAUUAUCCCGGCCUCCAAGAUGAGUAUCCUAGCAUGGAAUUGUCGAGGCUUUGGUAAAGCAUUGGCAAGGAAAGCACUUUUAUCCGUUGUCCAUACUAGAUGUCCUACGAUUGUAUUCCUUUGCGAAACAAAAUGUCGUGAUAGGAAAGUUAAAAAUCGCCUGAGUCGAUUAGGAUUCAAAAAUUGCAUCAUUGUUAGCCCGGUCAACACUGCCGGAGGCAUGGUUGUAGCAUGGACUCCCGAGGUUGAAUGCAAUCUUUUAUCUCAAUCCCAAUCAACUAUGUUUGUAGACUGUACCCACCCUGUCUAUGGGCAUGUUCUAAUCGUUUUUGUGCAUUUGGAUUGUACUGAAUUUUGUAGGCAAAUGCAACUUAAUGAAAUCAACCUUUUCCUUUCGUCAUGCAUCAUUCCUUAUAUGGUGAUUGGAGAUUUCAAUUGUCUGUUGUCUACAACGGAAAAAAGGGGUGGCAGACCAGUUUCUCCACAAUCUCUUUCCCAAUUACAAGACUUUGUUACUGUAGCUCAACUACAAGAUGUCGGAUUUCAUGGUCCGCCAUUUACGUGGACUAAUCGCCGAUCUCCAGAGCACCAUAUCAUGGAACGUUUGGACCGAUGUCUUGCCUCUAAUAGUGCCAUGAUAGCCUGGCCAGGUAUGCAAGUCUUCCAUCUCUCGGAUCUAGGUUCUGAUCACCGUAUGAUUCUAUUACAGCUCCAUCAGGCAGCAGCUCGGACCCGAGCAAAUUUUCACUUUGAUAGCCGAUGGGUGGAAAAUGCGGAGGCAAAGGUCAUCAUUAUUGCUUCAUGGCAACAGAGAAUCAGUGGUACUUACCAAUUCCAACUUCAUAUCAUCCUCAAGUCAUUGCGACAUCAAUUGCACUCAUGGGCGUCCAAGGGUACAUCUAACUCGGCGCGAACUAUCCGUGAACUGCAGGACGCGAUUGAAGUGCAAAGGAAUUUUCCCCAGGUUGAUUGGGCCACAAUUUCUACCCUCGAACAACAACUCUCUACAGCUUUCAUCGAGGAAGAAAAGUACUGGCACCAAAAGUCUCGCAUUGGUUGGUUAAACGAGAGUGAUUCCAAUACAAAAUUCUUCCAUCUUACAACCCUCAAAAGACGUCGAUGUAAUCGUAUCCUCCAACUGAAGGAUGAAUCAGGGAACAUCGUCACUGACGAGGGCUCCAAAGGGAGGAUCUCAGUUGCCUACUUCCAAAACCUAUCCACCUCAGAGGCCAAUCAAGUUGCCCAAUUUAUGAAUAAUUUGGUAUUGCAUAACGUACUUACCCCUGAACUUAAUGGUAUUCUAACCUCUCAAGUAUCUCGUGAUGAAAUUCGCAUUGCUGUUUUCAUCAUAGGGGGCUCACAAGCCCCGGGCUCAGAUGGCUUUACGGGCCUCUUUUUUCAGUCCUUUUGGGGACAAGUGGGGGACUUAGUUACUGCUGCUGUCUUGGAAUUCUUCCGUACAGGCCACCUACUCCCCAAUUUUAAUCAUACUUGGGUGACCUUGAUCCCCAAGGUGCCCAAUGCAGAGACCAUGCAGCAGAUGCGCCCCAUUAGCCUAUGUCAGGUUCCUUAUAAGAUCAUUUCAAAAAUCCUAACAACAAGACUUAAAGAAGUCCUCCCCCAGGUCAUAGGACCCUACCAAAAUGGUUUUGUUAAGGGUAGACUGAUUUCAGACAACGUCCUACUUGCUCAAGAAGUAAUACAAUUUCUUAAAAUUAAAUCACAGGGACAAGAAAAGUGGAUGGCGCUCAAACUUGACAUGGAAAAAGCAUACGAUCGAGUUGAAUGGGAGUUCUUAUUUGCUGUAAUGAAGCGACUUGGUUUUACAGACCAAUGGCUAAAGUGGGUUUGGGAGUGUGUUUCAACCGUCUCCUUCUCGGUACUAGUCAACGGCUCUCCCCAUGGAUACUUCCAUCCGCAACGUGGCUUACGCCAGGGAGAUCCCUUAUCCCCUCUUCUAUAUGCCAUUUAUACUGAGGCGUUCUCGGCAUUAUUAAACCAAGCAGUGCAAAGUAAUUUUCUUCAUGGCCUCAAGAUACAUAGACGUUGCCCGGUAGUCUCUCAUCUCUUCUUUGCAGAUGAUUCUUACCUCUUCCUCCGUGCAUCUAUUCCUGAAUGCCAAAAUCUACUAGCCUUACUCUCCACAUAUCAGCAAGUUAGUGGACAAAAGGUUAAUCUUCACAAAUCUACAGCCUUAUUCAGUGCAAAUGUCUCGGGUAGAGAAGCGCAGGAGAUAAUGACAAUUCUAGGAGUAUCUGCAAGUGGUGAAGAUGAUCGUUAUCUCGGCCUACCGGUCCGCUUAGCCCGCUCCAAGCAGCAUACAUUCCAAUAUAUAGAAGAUAAAAUGUUACGUCGGUUACAGAUUUGGAAAUCACAGUCCAUGUCACUAGCAGCUAAAGAAAUAGUCCUCAAGUCUGUGGCAUUUGCCUCUCCUAUAUAUGCCAUGUCUAGCUUUCGAUUCCCUUCCCUCUUUUGUAGGCGGCUUAAUGGUCAUUUGGCACGUUUUUGGUGGGCGCAACAGGAUCGUGAGAGUGGGAUGAAAUGGACAUCUUGGAGAGCUCUAUGUCGACCGAAGAUAGCAGGAGGGCUUGGGUUUCGUGAUUUAGAUAGCAACAAUGUUGCCCUUCUAGCAAAACAGGCGUGGCGAAUUCUGCAAAGUUCGGAGAGCCUACUAGCUUCUAUUUACAAAGGUCGGUAUUUCCCUUAUUCUUCAUUUUUACACGCUCCACAAGGAAAUCGUCCAUCUUGGGCAUGGCAAGGAAUCCUCAUAGGGCGAAGUCUCUUGCUCAAAGGACUUCGAUGGUCGAUUGGAUCAGGUAUUUCAGUUCAUAUUACUGAAGAUAUUUGGCUCCCGACUACCCCUCCCUCCUCCCCGAAGCUAUUGCCACAUGUGUCUCCUCCUUCUCCACACGUAUCUUGCCUCAUCGACCACUCUUCUGGCUCCUGGAAGGUACAACUUCUCCUCUCACUAUUUGAUGCAACUACAGUUCAGACUAUCCGAAGUAUUCCACUCCCUAUUUUCCCAGUACAAGACCGACUUGUGUGGCACUAUGAAAAAUCAGGUCUAUAUACAGUGAAAUCUGGAUAUAAGAUAGCCUCUGAAGAUUUUAUUCGAGAUUUGUCUACCAUCCCCAUUGUGUUUGAUCCCCAAUCUUGGAAAUUCCUUUGGGCUCUCCCGGUUCCUCCCAAAUUACGUUUCUUCAUGUGGAGACUAAUCCAAGGUUUUCUUCCUUUGAAAGAUAUUCUGCGUGAUAAAAAGAUUAUUGAUGAUGAUGAUGUAGAGGCAAUCAUGUGUCCUAUUUGCUCUACUGGCCCUGAGACUCUCCGACAUACCUUUCUCCAUUGCAGAGUAGCGGUGGAACUAUGGGAAUUGGUAGGUCUAACUUAUUUGCGUGUGCAGGUUGCUCAUUCCCAUAUAGCUAUUGGUUGGCGGUGGUUUUUCUUUGAUGCAGGUAUUCCAGUGGCUAUCAUCACCCGACUAGUAUUCCUGUAUUGGCGGAUCUGGAAAUCCCGAUGUUCGACAGCUUACGACAACACCCAAUUUCUUCCUUCAACAAUGUUUCGACAGAUGGAAUCCCAAGUUGCUGAAUGGACUUCUGCCCAAGAAGCCGCUGUACAAACCCGUCCUAUUCCUCCUAUUCCCCUUAUGAGUCGCAACCCAGGACCACCGACCAUCCCAUCCGGAGCUACACUUGUCCACUUCGACGGAGCUACCAAGGCUUCAGUGGGUGGAGCUAUUGGUUUUGUUGGGUUCUCAGGGAAUCAAUUAGUGAUCUUUGCUUUUGGGCGAUUCUAUGAUUUUAUAAGUGACCCCUUCCUCAUUGAACUUAUAGCUCUGAGAGAUGCCCUCCGAUGGUGCUUAUCUCAUUCCAUUACUAAUGUAAGUUUCUGUGGUGAUGCGCAGGUGAUCAUACGGAUGGUCAACGCGAAGGAUACGUCGCACGCUUUGGGUGGUGCUCUUUUAUCUGAGGUCCAGACCCUUCGCUCCUCUCUUCAGCGUGUCUCGUUCCACUUCGCACCUCGUAGGUAUAAUAGGGCUGCCCAUUUCGUGGCAAAACAAGUCCUCUUAUCGUUGGAUCGCCUCAUGGUUGACCAACGCUCCUUCCUUUCCUCUAUUUUAUGAUUUGACCUGCAAAGGUCCCUAUGAACUCGUAUCUUGUCGUCUCCCUUUUGGGAUACCUAUGGCAAAAAAAAAAAAAAAACACA